Odobenus rosmarus divergens (Pacific walrus) is the source of this 792-nucleotide messenger RNA. RefSeq names its product superoxide dismutase [Cu-Zn]-like. The record is from RefSeq and is a predicted model, not a curated record. NCBI's taxonomy places the organism in Eukaryota, Metazoa, Chordata, Mammalia, Carnivora, Odobenidae. Bases 1 to 594 code for a protein of 197 amino acids. The transcript has 2 exons.
AUGUCCUAUUCGGAUGACGGCCACGGCUUCCAGGACCUGCUGCUGCUAUUUCUGGUGAUGCCUCAGACCGGGCACAAUGGGAAGUUGGCUUGUUGCACAGAAGUUAAAAAAAAUAUGUUAUCAAAUUUAUCAGUUUUCGGCAUCGGCGUCUUCUGUGGCGUCCUCCCCUGCCUUCAGAGUCCUCACGGCCUUCGGAGCCCGGACUGGAGCGCGGCCUCGCCGGUCAUGGAGAUGAAGGCCAUGUGCGUCCUGAAGGGCCAGGGCCCGGUGGAAGGCACCAUCCACUUCGUGCAGAAGGGAAGUGGGCCUGUUGUGGUGUCAGGAACCAUUACAGGAUUGACUGAAGGCGAACAAGGAUUCCACAUCCAUCAGUUUGGAGAUAAUACCCAAGGCUGUACCAGUGCAGGUCCUCACUUUAAUCCUCUAUCCAAAAAACACGGUGGACCAAAAGAUCAAAAGAGGCAUGCUGGAGACCUGGGCAAUGUGACUGCUGGCAAGGAUGGUGUGGCCACCAUGCCCUUGGAAGAUUCUCUGAUCACACUCUCAGGAGACCAUUCCAUCAUUGGCUGCCCAGUGGUGGUCCACGAGAAAUGAGAUGACUUGGGCUAAGGUGGCAAUGAAGAAAGUACACAGAUGGGAAACGCCGGGAGUCAUUUUGUUUGUGGCGUCAUUGGGAUCGCCACGCAAAUAUUCCCUAGGAUGUGAUCUGAGUCCUAGGAGCUCCUAUGUUACCUUGCUAGUUGUAGAAAUUUAACGUGAUAAACAUUAAACACUGUAACCUUAAAAGUGUAA